Molecule: messenger RNA, 3153 nt
Organism: Drosophila rhopaloa
Lineage: Eukaryota; Metazoa; Arthropoda; Insecta; Diptera; Drosophilidae
Product: glutamyl aminopeptidase
Exons: 6
Coding region: 215-3037 (940 amino acids)
Biological process (GO): peptide catabolic process; proteolysis
Cellular component (GO): cytoplasm
Molecular function (GO): zinc ion binding; metalloaminopeptidase activity; peptide binding
Source: RefSeq, a predicted model, not a curated record
ACGUUUCGUUCCCGAGAUCUCUGGUUUUUACCCAAUCGUCCGGUUGACCGUAAUCGCGGUUUUUGGCCAAUCUUUAUCGCAAUCAGUUGGGCGAACAUAAACCGAUUUGAGUGCCCAUAAUCAGUUCGAGCCGAAUGUUGGGCAACAAGGGGAUAGUGCUGGAGCCACCGACUAACCCGCUAGUUAGUCGCUCGCGAUAGCUGCGAUUGCAAAGAUGUUCUUGACGGGCUAUUGGCUGCAGGUGGUGCUCUCCUGGGCGGUGGUGGCCUUCGCCACGGCCACCGUGGUGGUGGCGGUGCAGAAGGCUCAGCUGGCGAAGGACCUGCGCGAUGUGCAGGACAAGAUCGAUAUUUUCGAGGAGUGGAAUGGAGAGAGUCGCUAUCGGACGAAGCGUGAGGAUACGAUUGAUUACCGCCUGCCCACGGCGCUGGUGCCCACGCACUACGAACUCUACUGGCAUCCGGACUUGGAAACGGGCAGCUUCACCGGCCAGCUGAGGAUCAGGAUCCAGGUGGUGGAGGAAACCAACCAGAUUAUCCUGCACUCCUAUCUCCUGAACCUUACAAGUGUCUAUGUUCUGAACCGCGAAGUCGAGACGUUCGAACUGGAGGAGGAGCGACAGUUUCUGAUCAUCACCAUGACGGAAGUGCUGCCGGUGGAUGCUACGAUUACCCUGGGAAUCAUAUUCAAUGGCCAGAUGAAGGACAAGCUCGUGGGUCUCUACAGCAGUACCUACCAAAAUGAGGCGGGAGCCACAAGAACUAUUUCCACCACCAAAUUCGAGCCCACCUAUGCCCGCCAAGCCUUCCCUUGUUUCGAUGAACCUGCACUGAAAGCUACAUUCGCCAUCACAGUGGUGCAUCCCAGUGGUGCCUACCAUGCCGUUUCCAAUAUGCAGCAAACGGAAUCCAAUUACUUGGGCGACUACACGGAGGCAAUCUUCGAGACCAGCGUGUCGAUGAGCACCUACCUGGUCUGCAUCAUUGUGUCCGACUUCGCCUCCAAGUCCACCACAGUGAAGGCCAAUGGCAUUGGCGAGGACUUCUCCAUGCAGGCCUAUGCCACCUCCCAUCAAGUGGACAAAAUCGACUUCGCCCUGGAGUUCGGAGCAGCUGUCACCGAGUACUACAUCCAGUACUACAAGGUGCCCUACCCGCUGACCAAACUGGACAUGGCCGCCAUUCCCGACUUCGCUUCGGGGGCGAUGGAGCACUGGGGACUGGUCACCUACAGGGAGACUGCCCUGCUCUACGAUGACAGCUACAGUUCCACGGCCAACAAGCAGUCGAUUGCCGGAACCCUGGCCCACGAGAUUGUCCAUCAGUGGUUCGGAAAUCUGGUCACCAUGAAGUGGUGGAACGAUAUCUGGCUAAACGAGGGAUUCGCCCGCUUCAUGCAGUACAAGGGAGUCAACGCAGUCCACUCGGACUGGGGAAUGAUAGAGCAGUUCCAAAUCGUGGCCCUGCAGCCCGUUUUGGUCUACGAUGCCAAGCUAUCCUCCCACCCAAUUGUUCAGAAGGUUGAGACUCCCGAUGAGAUUACAGCCAUUUUCGACACAAUCAGUUACGAAAAGGGUGGCUCCGUGAUCCGCAUGCUGGAGACCCUUGUUGGGGCCGAUAAGUUCGAGGAGGCGGUGACCAAUUACCUGGUGAAGUACCAGUUCAAUAACACGGAGACCGAUGAUUUCCUCACCGAAGUGGACGCACUGGUAGACGACUUGGAUGUGAAGAAACUGAUGCUCACCUGGACCGAACAGAUGGGAUAUCCGGUUUUGAAUGUUUCCAAGGUGGCCGCAGGUUUUCAGAUCACCCAGCAGCGAUUCCUCUCCAAUCCAGUUAGUUACGAGGAGGCUCCGGAAGACAGUGCCUACGGGUACAAGUGGAGUGUUCCGAUCACCUAUACUGCCGAAGAUGGUUCGGAGGGCAGCCUGAUUUAUGACUACAAUGAGGACACCGUAGGCAUUGCCUUCAACGCCGAUGUUCAGUGGGUCAAGUUGAAUGUCCACCAGACGGGCUACUACCGUGUGAACUACGAGGAGAGCCUGUGGACCCUGCUCAUCCAGGAGUUGACCAGCAAUCCCGAUCGAUUCGACAUCGCGGAUCGUGCCCACCUCUUGAACGAUGCCUUUGCUCUGGCGGAUGCCAGCCAACUUUCCUACAAAGUUCCCCUGGAGAUGACCGCGUACUUGGGCCAGGAGCGUGACUUUGUGCCCUGGUAUGUGGCCGCCGACAAGCUCGUCUCCCUCCACCGCAGCCUCAUGUUCAGCGAGGGAUACGUGUCCUACCUCUCCUACGCCAGGACUCUGAUAACCGGAGUGUACGAGGAAGUGGGCUGGACUGUGGAUGCCAACAAUCACCUGAAAAAUCGCCUGAGGGUUUCCAUUUUGUCCGCUGCCUGUGCUUUGGGUGUGCCGGAUUGCUUGGAGCAGGCUGCCCAGCGCUUCAACGCCUUCCUCCAGAACCCGACCAGCCGACCUGCCCCCGAUCUUCGCGAGAUCGUCUACUACUAUGGAACGAAGCAGUCCACCAGCCAGUCGAAUUGGGAGCAGCUGUUCCAACUCUUCGUGGACGAAGACGAUGCCAGCGAGAAGUUGAAACUGAUGUAUGGACUGUCUGGCGUUCAGAAUAGCCAGCUUCUCUUCAAAUUCCUGGCACUGGCUGGGAAUGAGAGCAUUGUCCGCUCCCAGGACUACUUCACCUGUGUGCAGUACAUUGCCGCCAAUCCCGUGGGUGAACCUGUCGUUUGGGAAUUCUACCGCGAGCAGUGGCCACAGCUCUCCGCCCGUUUUAGUUUGAACGACCGCAACCUAGGCCGACUUAUCGCCCAGAUCACGGCCAACUUCAGGAGCUCCAUUAAGCUGGAGGAGGUGCAGCAGUUCUUCGAGAAGUACCCGGAAUCCGGAGCAGGAGCCAAUUCCCGAUUGGUGGCCGUGGAAACUAUCAAGUACAACAUCGAGUGGCUGGCCAGGAACCGUGCUGACAUCAGCGACUGGCUGAGUGGAACCGCCUCGCCGCUGACCAAGAAAAACCAAUUGUAAACUAUAUGUAGCAUAUUAAAAAACAAGCCAAUUAACCACUAAUUAGAAUUGCAUAAGAAACCAGCGAAAUUUCCGUUUGAGUUCAAUAAAAUGAAAUUCCAAAAUCAAACCAUAAA